AUGAACAACAUUUAUCGCUGUUUGUUUUCGAAAACACCCGUACGCUUUUGGUCGACAAUCGAACGAUCGUUUGCGUCAUUGGGUGUUUUAUCUCCUAGAACAUUAUCAAUACGGAAUUUACGUUUCUCACCUACUCGAUUCAUACUAUCAAUGUCUCCCUCGAAAAUUUCAUCAGUUGAUGUGAUUGCACAGCGAUAUGAUAAUAUUAUUAAAUCGAAGGAGGAUAAGCGAGAAUAUCGAGGAUUGGAGCUAACAAAUGGUCUUCGGGUUCUUUUGAUUUCAGAUCCAAAGACAGAUAAAAGUGCUGCAUCAAUGGAUGUUAAUGUUGGACACUUGAUGGAUCCAUGGGAAUUACCCGGAUUAGCACAUUUUUGUGAACAUAUGCUUUUCUUGGGCACUGAUAAAUACCCAUCGGAGAAUGAGUAUAGUAAAUUUAUUUCAUCGCAUGGUGGAAUAACAAAUGCUUAUACAGCUACCGACCAUACGAAUUAUCAUUUCGAUAUUGCACCUGAACAUUUACAUGGUGCUCUAGACAGAUUCGUACAGUUUUUCCUAUGUCCACAGUUCACGGAAAGUGCAACUGAGCGAGAAGUACGAGCUGUUGAUUCGGAAUUUUCCAAUAGUCUUUUUAAUGAUCAAUGGCGCAUGUUGCAAGUUGAACGAUCAUUAUCAAAGCCUUCGCAUGAUUAUGGCAAAUUUGGUACCGGUAAUCGUACAACACUUAUGGUUGAAGCAUUAAAAAAUGGAAUUGAACCACGUAAAGCUCUAUUAGAAUUUCACAAGACAUAUUACUCAUCGGACAUAAUGUCAUUCGCCAUUUUGGGGAAGGAAUCACUGGAUCAGCUGGAGCAAAUGGUCACAUCGCUUAGCUUUGGGGAUAUCGAAAAAAAGAAUGUAACAAGAAAAAUCUGGAAUGAAGGGCCGUAUGGUGAGGAACAGUUAGGAGUUAAAGUUGAAUUAGUACCUGUGAAAGACCUCAGAUAUUUAACUCUGACAUUUCCAAUUCGCGAUUAUCGAGAUGACUACCGAUCUUGGCCAGCCCAUUAUGUCUCACAUCUAAUAGGUCAUGAAGGUCCGGGAUCACUAUUAUCUGAGUUGAAAAGGCGUGGUUGGGUUAAUUCAUUGUCAGCUGGUGAUCGACUUUUAGCUAGGGGUUUUGGUAACUUCAGCAUAUCAGUUGAUCUAAGCGAAGAAGGUUUGCUGCAUACUGAUGAUAUCGUUAAGCUGGUGUUCAAUGAAGUGGGCUUAGUAAAGCAAACUGGUCCACUGAAAUGGAUCUUUGAUGAGCUGAAGCAGUUGCAAGAAAUUAAAUUUCGUUUUAAAGACAAAGAAAGUCCACUAAAUUAUGUCACGCAGAUUUCUUCGGAAUUACAACGGAUACCAUUCGAAGAUGUAAUCUGUGCAGAUUAUAAAAUGGAUUUGUACAAACCAGAUUUGAUAAAAGAAUUUGUCGAAGAGAUUAAACCCGAAAAUAUGUUUUACGCUGUAAUUUCACAAGAAUAUGCUGGCAAAGAGCACAAUAUAAAAGAAAAAUGGUACGGAACAGAAUAUAACAAUACAAAAAUUGACAAGAAAGUUUUAUCGAAAUUCAAUGAAGCACUAACUCAGAUACCAGAUUUCUUCAGUUUACCAGCCAAAAAUGAGUACAUUGCAACCAAAUUUGACUUAAAACCACGAGAAAAAACCAAAAAAAUACCGUAUCUUGUCGUGAAUAACGAUUGGUGCCGAUUAUGGUUUAUGCAGGAUAAUGAUUUUAAGCUACCGAAAUUAAGCACCCGGAUAGCUUUCAAAUCGCCGAUGAUGCAUUCAGAUCCGCUAAAUUCCUAUCUUUCUGCAAUGUUCGUCAUCUGCUUACAGGAUGCUAUCAGUGAGGAAACUUACAAUGCACAUCUUGCUGGUCUAAAAUCGUCAUUCGAUUUGCAAUCUUAUGGUAUUACUUUACAUGUAUCAGGUUACGAUGAAAAGCAGCCAAAAUAUAUCAAUGAUUUGAUUCAGCGAUUUAUCACUUUUGUGCCAGAUGAGGAACGUUACAAGGUAUUGAAAGAAACAUUUUGCCGAAAUCUGCGAAAUUUUCGUCAAAGUCAACCGUACAUGCAGGCUCACUACUACAGUACAUUAUUGCUUGGUAGCCGUCAGUGGAGUAAGGAGGAAGUAUUAGCUUGCGCUGAGAAUUGUGAGGUUGAUAAAUUACGGAAAUUUGCGCAUGAAUCUCUACAAGCUUUACAAAUUGAAGCACUUGUUUACGGCAAUAGCACUGAAAAAGAGUCUGCCAAAAUUCUGGAUGACGUUAUAUCGAAGUUCAAAGCACUUCCAGAUGCUCGACAUCUUUUCGAUAGUGAAUUAGAUCAAUGUAGAGAGCAUGAAAUUCCAAAAGGAUGCCAGUACGUUUACAAAGCAUUUCAACCAACACAUCCAAAUGCAUCAGUCAAUUAUCUUAUGCAAACGGGUCAACAAGAUACUCGAGAAAAUGUCUUGUUAGAAUUAGUCGUGCAACUGGCUGCUGAACCUGCUUUCAAUCAGCUAAGGACAACGGAACAGUUGGGUUAUAUUGUUCACACAGGAGCGAGGCGAAGUAAUGGUGUUCAAGGAAUUGAAUUACUGAUUCAGGGUCAACAUAUUCCCGAAUUUAUAGUAGAAAGAAUCGAAAAUUUCCUCGUAAAAUUCAGGUCCGAUCUCGAAAAAAUGUCUGAUGAUGAAUUUCUUGACAACGUUGAAGCACUUGCAACCAAACGUCUCGAAAAGCCAAAGACAAUGAAAGCUCAGGCAGGCCGUUACUGGGCUGAAGUUGAUAGCGGAUUUUAUUUAUUCGAAAGAAAUGAUAUUGAAGUACCAAUACUGCGAAAACUAACCAAAGCAGAUGUUAUUGAAUAUUUUGACAAGCACUUUGCGGUGAAUUCUUCGGAAAGACGAAAACUUUGUGCAAUGGUUUACGCUAAUAGCGAAACGGAAGAUACAGUUUCAAAGCGUGAACAUAACGCUUCCGGUGAUGCUGAACAGUUGCCUGAACGGAUAACGAAUAUAAGAAUAUUCAAGUCUCGAUUAUCGCUUUAUCCGUUACCACAACCAGCAGUAGAUAUUAAUCAACAUAUUUCAAGAGAGCAGAAUGAAGUAAAUAAGCAGUGA
Molecule: messenger RNA, 3123 nt
Organism: Brugia malayi
Lineage: Eukaryota; Metazoa; Nematoda; Chromadorea; Rhabditida; Onchocercidae
Product: insulin-degrading enzyme, putative
Exons: 23
Coding region: 1-3123 (1040 amino acids)
Biological process (GO): peptide catabolic process
Cellular component (GO): mitochondrion; cytosol
Molecular function (GO): metal ion binding; metalloendopeptidase activity
Source: RefSeq, a predicted model, not a curated record